This is a messenger RNA of Harpegnathos saltator (Jerdon's jumping ant), 724 nucleotides long. RefSeq lists its product as uncharacterized. Gene Ontology annotation, biological process: regulation of transcription by RNA polymerase II. The transcript has 4 exons. Gene Ontology annotation, cellular component: nucleus; transcription regulator complex. The record is from RefSeq and is a predicted model, not a curated record. Lineage: Eukaryota; Metazoa; Arthropoda; Insecta; Hymenoptera; Formicidae. The coding region runs from base 171 to 683 and encodes 170 amino acids.
UAUGUCUUACAUAAGAACGCCAUGUUGUUGCACAGCUCGUAAACAUAGCACAUGUGUAGCGUUGAAAAAUUUCAUAACGUUGAAAUUUCUAUGGUUAUGCUAUAUGCUAUGGUUAUGCUAUAUGCAGAGCCAAUCAGAAUAACAGGUUAAAAAUAUUUUAAAGUACGACAAUGGAGUUCGAAGAUGAAUUAGAGGAAAGUAUCGCGUAUGAAUAUCAAGAAGAAGACAUUGAUACACUUCUGAUAGAUAUUAUUAAAAAUUACCCAUAUAUUUUCGAUAAAAGUAUGGCAGAUUUUAAAAAUGUAAACAAUAAAGAACGUGCAUGGAUGGAAAUUUCUUCUAUUUUAAAAUUAUCAGUUGAAGAUUGUAGGAACAGAUGGCAAAGGUUGCGAGAGAAAUUUCCUCGUGAAAAAAAAGCUAGACUGUCAAAAGAGCGAAAUGACAGUGGAGCAGUAACAAAUCGAUGCAAAUUCUUAUUAUAUGAAAAUAUAAAAUUCUUAGAUACAUUUGUUAAAUCAAGAAAGACUUAUACGAAUAUAAAGUCAAAAGAAACACAUGCUGUAAUGCGUAAGCCUACAGCAAAACACCUUAGCUGUAGGCUUUACUAUUAUGUCUUAAGCCAGCGGCACACGGUGCUUGUUUUCGUGCUGGAUUGCUUGCUGGAUGAAAAUACUGCAUUCUGAUUAGUGCAUUUCCAUUCAUCUUCGGAAAUGUACCAAUCAGA